UAUGUGUGUGUGUAUGAUGCAUACACGAGUAUAUAUGUGUAUAUAAUAUAUAUAUAUAUAUAUACAUAUAUGCACAUAUGAAAACUCGAUAAAUUACAAAGUUGGAUUUUUUCUUCUUUAAAACAUAAGAUAUGUUACUUGCUUUUUAUUACAUAACAAUAAUGUUUAUUCAUAUAGAUACGUAUUUAUAUUUUUUCGCAAAUUAAUUUUUUGUUUCACACUUAUUUGCUUAAUAAGUUAUAAAUGUAUCUACUUUCCCCCUUUUUUUUCUCUCUUUUUUCCCUUUUUUUUUUUUUUUUUUUUUUUACAGUUUUUGUCUUUAUUGCAGAGAAAAGUUAAAUAAGAAUUUUGUUAUUAGUUUAACGAAUAUUGACAAAAUGAAAUAAACACGUUCAAUACUCUAUUAAAAGUGGUUUAUACGUACAAUUCUAAAGAUAAUUCCUUAAAUGUUAAUAUCAGCUUUCCUGUUAUUAAUUUACGUACAUAAGAAAAUAAGAUAAUAUAAAUAGAAAUCUAAUAAAGAGAAAGUCUAAUGUGUAUCCAAAAAAAUAGAUUAUGAAGUUCAAAAGUCUAUAAUCUAUUUUUGCCUUUUCUGCGUGAUACGACCAUGCUUAUAUUUUUUUACAUAUCUGUUUGCUGACAUUAUCAAUUACACUGGAUAAAACAGCGUAUUUAUAAUUUCCAAUAAAACCAGAUACAUACGUCAUAUGACAAGAAGUCAUUGCCUACUUUAUUUUGUUAUUUUUUUGAUGCAAACAAAGAAUAUCUGUAUAAGUAACUUGGAACUGUGAUGAAAGUACAUAUGAAAAUAACUGUGAUAUUAAUCAUAUAACAUUCGUUGCUUUUUUUUUAUAAACAUUAACUUUUACAAACGGCAUUUAUUUUGAUAAAUUUAAAUAUAAAUUUAAUAAAUUGGUUCGACUUUAAUAAUAAUUUCUAUCAUGUCACUGUCAUCAUCUUUAUUUGUAGGACGACAAAUUUUAAAUCACUGUAAUCAGUUUCUUAGAAAAAACCAGCUAAUAAUAAAAGAACAAUUACGAUAUUUGAAUCUUCAUGAAAAUAUUGCAUACAGUCUUCUAAAAGAAGCUGGAAUUCCAACACCACCAUUUGGAGUGGCUAAAACACCUGAUGAAGCUGCUAAAAUAGCUACUGAACUAAAGUCACAAGAUUUGGUUGUAAAAGCACAAGUACUUACUGGUGGCAGAGGGAAGGGUCAUUUUCAAAAUACUGAUGUUAGUGGAGUUGUUAUGUGUGAAUCUGCUGAGAAAGUAAAGCAAAUAUCAGAAAUUAUGAUUGGAAAAUUAUUGAUUACUAAACAAACAGGAGCUGCUGGAAGAAUUUGUAAUUCAGUGAUGGUGACAACACGCAUGUUUCCACGAAAAGAAUAUUAUCUUUCAAUAAUGUUGGAGCGUACUUUUAAUGGAAUUGUUGUGAUAGCAUCUAGUAAAGGUGGAGUAAAUAUUGAAGAAAUUGCUGCUACUGAUCCUGAAGCUCUCCUUUAUGUACCAGUUGACAUAAUUAAAGGCCUAACAUCAGAACAGAUAAAUUGUAUUAUUCAGAAAUUGGGUGUUAAAGGAAAGGGCAAAGAUAUUGUGUCGCUUAUUAUUUGUAAUCUUUAUGAAUUAUUUCUUGAAACAGAUGCUCUAUUAAUUGAAAUUAAUCCACUUGCAGAAGAUAUUUGCGGUGAAUAUUAUGCUUUAGAUUGCAAAUGUAAUUUUGAUGAUAGUUCUAAGUUUAGACAGAAAAAAUUAUUUGCUUUGGAAGAUUGGUCUCAAAAAGAUCCCAAUGAGGCACGAGCAAGAAAGUUUGACUUAAAUUAUAUUCAAUUAGAUGGAAUUGUUGGUUGUAUGGUAAAUGGUGCAGGUUUAGCAAUGGCAACAAUGGAUCUUAUAUCUUUUCAUGGUGUUAGACCAGCUAAUUUUUUAGACGUAGGUGGUAGUGCCACAAAAGAGACCAUUAUAGAAGCAUUUACAAUAAUAACUACAGAUCCAAAGGUUUUAGCCAUUUUUGUUAAUAUAUUUGGUGGUAUUAUGAGAUGUGAUAUCAUUGCAGAAGGAAUCAUCGCAGCUACUAAAGAAUUGCAAACAAAUAUUCCUAUAAUCAUCAGGUUGGAGAAAGAAACGUCAAGAAAGGCGGGGACACAAUGGCGAAACCAGCAUUUGGUGGCAGUCUAUUGCCAACACUUUACCAAGAUGGCUACAAUGUUGUCUCGAACGAUUUCACUCGCAGAGUGUCUUACCCGAUUAAAUGGUUCCAAGAUUUUAGCCUGCAAAAGUAAUUUGAAACAAACAAUAAGAAAUCUAAAUGUACAUGAACACAUCAGUUAUAGUUUACUUAAUGAAGCUGGUGUACCUACACCGAAAUUUGGUGUUGCAAAAACGCCAGAUGAAGCAGGAAAACUUGCAGCUGACUUGAAAACAAAAGAUAUUGUCUUAAAAGCUCAAGUACUUGCAGGAGGUAGAGGUAAAGGACACUUUAAAGAUUCCAAUAUUAGUGGUGUAAAGAUGUGUGAAACACCAGAAGAAGCAAAAGCAUUAGCAAGUCAAAUGUUAGGUAAAUUAUUAAUUACAAAACAAACUGGCGAAGGAGGUAGAAUAUGUAAUGCUGUUAUGGUAACACAACGUAUGUUCCCCCGUAAAGAAUAUUAUUUAGCAGUGAUGAUGGAACGUGCCUUUGGUGGUCCUGUUAUAAUAGCAUCUAGCCAAGGUGGAGUAAAUAUUGAGGAAGUAGCUGCAACAAAUCCUAGUGCCAUAAUGUAUGAACCCAUUGAUAUUAAUAAAGGUAUAACCAAGGAGCAAGCAGAGCGUAUUGUCACAAAACUUGGUCUUCAAAAUGUAAAAGAUUAUAUUUCCAAAAUUAUCAUGAAUCUUUAUCAAAUGUUUCUUAAGAAGGAUGCUCUUCUUUUAGAAGUAAAUCCUCUUGCUGAAGAUAUUAAUGGAAAUUAUUUUGCGUUAGAUUGCAAAUGUAGAUUCGAUGAUAAUGCCGAAUUUAGACAAAAACAAUUAUUUGGAUUAAGAGAUUGGACUCAGGAAGAUUCUAAAGAAGUAGAAGCAGCCAAAUUUGAUUUGAAUUACAUUGCACUUGAUGGAAAUAUUGGUUGUAUGGUUAAUGGAGCUGGAUUAGCUAUGGCUACUAUGGAUAUUAUUAAAUUACAUGGAGGCGAACCUGCUAAUUUUCUUGACGUUGGCGGUGGUGCAACUACCAGUGCCGUAAAAGAGGCAUUUAAAAUCAUCACUUCUGAUUCAAGAGUGCAUGCUCUUUUAGUUAAUAUCUUUGGUGGUAUUAUGAGAUGUGAUGUUAUCGCAGAGGGUAUUAUUGCUGCAACGAAGGAACUUAGUCUUAAAAUUCCUGUUGUUGUUCGAUUGCAGGGAACCAAUGUUGACGAGGCUAAAGCUUUGAUUGCAAAUGCAGGAUUAAAAAUCGUUCCAAUUGAUGACCUCGAUGAAGCUGCUCGUGUCGCAGUAAAAUUAUCGACCAUUGUUAAACUAGCACAGUCCGAAAAUCUUAGUGUCAAUUUUGAGAUUCCCGCAAUUUCAUAAUUUUAGUAAUGAAUAUAAAAUUUAUAUAUCAGCAAAAUCAUUACUGAUAUCUGUUCAAAUAUUGUCAAAUGGUUUCGAAGAACGUUUGAAAGUAAUAUCUGUAGUAAUAACUUCUCAAAUCACUUUUAUUAUAUACUAUUUAAAAAGUGACGCUUUAAGCAAUUAAAUCAAUUUAUUAAGUAAAUUUAUAAAAUCAUUUUGGGAUAACUUGAAAAGAGAAAAAAAAACUAUUAUUAUUACUUAUUAUUUUAAAACUUAUUAUUACUUUGAAGAGAGUUCUAUUUAAUGACGUGUUCUAUUUUAUAAAUGGCGAACUUUAUCUUUUCUUUUUUAAGACAGGCACAAUUUCUUUAAUAGAUUAACAUAUGAAGAUAAGUAUGGAUAUAAUUUAUUGUUUACUCUUUAGCAGGGUUCUGUGAUUCAGUAUUAAAAGUUAAGUUAUGUGUUACACACGUGUCAAUGUAUGAACUUACACGUGUGGUAUAUAUUGAUUUGUUCUAUGAAUAACGUAGCACAUGCUUAUUUAACUGGAGAUUAAAUUCAAAACAUACCAUUAGAAUAUAUAUAUAUAUAUAUAUAUAUAUAUAUAUAUAUAUAUAUAUAUAUAUAUAUACAUAUAUAUAUAUAUACACACACACACACACACACACAUAUAUAUAUAUAUGUAUUAUACAUGUAUAGCAUGUGCGUUGCAUAUAUACAUAUACGCGCGUGUACUAUCAAGUGUACAAAUUUCUUUAUUACUUUAUGUUGUUUUAGUUCAUUUUAUGAUUUAUGAAAUUGUUUUUAUUAAUUAUUUCUUAUACUACAACAUAAUAGAAUGUGUGAAAUAAUAUAAUAGUUAUAUAUAUUUUACAUGUAUAUUGAAUUUAUUUUUUACAUCUGUUUAUAUAUAUUUUCGAAAUAAUACAUUUUGUCCAUUUUUUAAAGAAAUGCGCAAAUAUGCAGUGUACAUCAUUACAAUGUUGUUUACUUAUUCAUUUAAUUUAUGUGUAGAUGUUAUUGAAAAUUAUUAAUAAUACUAAUUUGAAAAAAAGGACAAUGUCAAAAUGUCUCAUUUGAUAUAAAUCCACAAUAGUUUUCUUAUAACGAGUGCGUGUGAUAUUAAAGAAAUAAAUUCGUCAAAAUAAAUACGUCAAAUAGUCAUAAAACAUACUAUUUUUAUUGAAUUUUAUAUAUAUAAUAUGUAUGUAUAUAUAAAAUUCAAUUUAUAUAUAUAUAUAAUAUAACAUAAGCUGCCUAAUGCUUGUUUAAGUAUAUCAAGCUAAUAUAAUUUUAAUCAAUUAACUGUAUCGAUAUACACAAUUAUAUUAAAUCGAUAGUAAGAAUGUAAAUUUGUAUAAAUAUAUAAGUUGUCUUUCUUUAUAUUUUAUUUCGAUAAGAAAUUAUUGUAUAUUAUUAAUUACUAUUAUUAAUUAUUAUAUAUUAUUAAUUUUGUUUGUGCAUAUAUAUAUAUAUAUAUAUAUAUAUAUAUAUAUAUAUAUGCGUCUUUAUUAAUAUGACGAAUAGUUUAUUGUGAUAAUAUUCAAGGAAAAUAUAAUUAUAGAAAGAUUGAUUAAAAAAUAAGGUCAAUUUGUCCAUAAUUGUCGCGUAAUAUGUAUGAAAUAAUCUAAAAGUGCGCAUUAGUAUGUAUGAAAGUUCAACUUGAAUAAACACAUUAAUGUUACGCCAUCUAACUUUGCAGAUGCAGAAUUAAAAUCAGUUUUAUCUAUUUUCUUUUUUUUCUCUCAUUUUUUUUUUAUGUUAACUCGGUUGGUAUUUACAAACAAUUUGUAUAUGUGAUUUAAGUUGAUAUGUCGAUAACAUCAAAUGGUUACAGAGCUUCGCAAUAUAUCUUAUAUAAGAUUAACCCUUCUGAUACUUAUUGCGUCAUUUACUUCGCGCUUGGUACGUUUUAAUUAGAAUCAUAAAUUAAUAGAACAUUGUUUGUGAAAACAUUUUCAACAACAUACGCAACGAAGAAUUUUUCGCUUUGGUGAAUUCUCAUGUAUAUUAUUAUUCUCUCUUACUCCCUAUUAUCUCUUUAUAUGUAGACAGCUUUGAUUUAGCUAAAUUGCCGGAAACGUUUUAUUUAUUAUCACUUAUUCUCUUCUUCAUCUGUAAUAAUGUCUCUCGUAUCAUUUUUCUUCUACGUAUAUUUUCUUUCUUGUACCGUUUAUCUUUGUGAAGAAUAAAAUAUUUCAAUUUCGAAAGGAGUUAAUUUUUGUGAAUGGGAUAGUAUGUAAAAAUUGAAUUUUCCGCCACUUUGCUAUCUCGAUUCUUGGAAGAGCCUGAAGUCGUUGUAAAAGAAAGCGGCAUUCAACACGUAUUAAUGGCAAUUGGUGGCAAUCGUGAAGAGGCACACAGGGCGCGGCAAUGUUCAGUCGAUUACUUGCGUGCAUCGUCGUCGUCGUCGUCGUCGUUGUCAUCGUCGUUUGUCGUCGACAAGAGAAGUCGUGAGAGUGAGAAGGAUUUACAAUGCGGUGCGUUUGUCUUGUCGUUCAUAAUCGUAGCAAGUUUUGGCUGUAACAAGAGCGCCAAUCAUAUAAUAGAAUACGUAAAAACGUAAGAAAGUGCAUGGUCGUGUGUAAUUCUAUUGUGGUCUUGUUUGUCUUUACCGUUCAUAGUGCGGCGAGGUUAUCGCGUCGAUGCUGCGUAAGAAUAGACCGAUCAAAAUUGUGUGCGCCUUACGCACGGGGUGUGAGAUCAUAGUCGAAACAUUAUGACGGACGGUCGCCCUUGUUGCAAUACGAAGGAUCGUCCCUUCCUUUUCCCUUGUCUUCAAACAUUAUCGUCCCGUGUAUCGGAGAAUAAGAAAACAAGAGAUGAACGUACGUGAACCGAGCUAAAUUCGAAAAUAUUAUCCUUGGUUAAAAAGUGAAAA
Messenger RNA from Vespa velutina, 6402 nucleotides. RefSeq names its product succinate--CoA ligase [ADP-forming] subunit beta, mitochondrial (gene ScsbetaA). Gene Ontology annotation, biological process: succinyl-CoA metabolic process; tricarboxylic acid cycle. NCBI's taxonomy places the organism in Eukaryota, Metazoa, Arthropoda, Insecta, Hymenoptera, Vespidae. Gene Ontology annotation, molecular function: ATP binding; succinate-CoA ligase (ADP-forming) activity; metal ion binding. The transcript is spliced from 14 exons. The record is from RefSeq and is a predicted model, not a curated record. Bases 942 to 3539 code for a protein of 865 amino acids. Gene Ontology annotation, cellular component: mitochondrion; succinate-CoA ligase complex.